AGCGAAUCGCACGAUCGCGAGAUUUUCGUUCGGAUCGUUGUUUUGUGUAGAAUCACGGUGUAAGGAAGAAAAUCGCGGCCUGCUAUGCAGCAAACGAUUUGGCAAACGUGACUAAACUUUGGCGCGGAUCGAGGCAGAUGCAGUUUACUGCUCGCUCACGUAGGGGUGUGACAGUGGAAGCGGGAGGUGGCUGCCAAAAUAGAAUCUGCAUCUUUCUGGCUGCUGUCGUUAUAGUCAGUGUUGAUUUCUGGUAGCAGUAGAACAAGUUAGAUUUAAUUUCUGGUAUCUUUUGGCUGGCGACCGUUAAGCAUUAGAACUAGACACAGACAGGUGAAAUCGUGAUUCUCUCGUGCUGUAAUCAAGUGUCUGUGCAGAAAAGCGCCGAGUCGCCAUCGGUGGUCAGGGAUGGAUUUCCUGCUGGGUGGCUGUGCGGCGACCUGUGCCGGAGUGUUCAGCAAUCCGUUCGAUGUGAUCAAGACGCGCCAGCAGCUGCAGGGAGAACUGGUGGACGCGGCCGAGCUACAGCGAAAUCCCUACCGAUCGAUCACCAAAUCGAUCGAGUCGAUCUUGAAAGCAGAGGGACUGGCAGGUCUACAGAAGGGACUUGUUUCGGCACUGGCAUUCCAGUUCACGAUGAACAGCAUUCGGCUUGGAAUCUAUCAGACGGCGGAGAAUUACGAGUGGACCCGGGGCAGGAGUAAGUUUGGAACGCUGAUGUACUCCAUUCUCUGGGGUGGGUUUAGUGGUGUUAUGGGUACGACCGUUGCCUGCCCACUGUACAUGGUCAAGACCCAGAUCCAGGCAAGGUCUCACGGGAAGUAUGCCGUUGGAUUUCAGCACAAUCACACCGGAACGUUUGAUGCGUUGAGUGGGAUCUAUCGGACGUACGGGUUGAAGGGACUGUGGCGAGGAUAUUCGGGAAUCGUUACGAGGACGGCCAUCGGAUCGUCCGCUCAGCUGGCGACCUUCUCGAACUUUAAGGAAUUUUUCGUGCAGUUUGAGAUCUUCCAGCAGUCGGUGGUGUUGACGGCGUUUGCUGCCAGCAUGUUCAGUGGAUUCUUCUGCUGUGUGUUUAUGUCGCCGUUUGAUGUCAUCGCCACGAGGCUGUUUAAUCAAGGAGUGGACAAUCGCGGCAAGGGUUUACUCUACCGAAGCGUCUGGGACUGCUUCCGGAAGACGCUGCGGGCCGAAGGGCUGCACGGACUGUACAAGGGAUUCGUGCCCAAUUACUGGCGAAUCGCUCCGCACACCAUCCUGAAUCUGACCUUCUGGGAUCAGUUCAAAAGUUGGAAGGAUUUGUACUACUGACCGGCUGUCGUGCUUGAUUGUCACAACGCGGCUUAGCUUAAUUCGCUUGGUGCUUGAUUGGUAUUGAUUCUAUGAUGAUCCGAAAUUCGACUAAUAAUUGACCUGCGUUAAGCCAAACCGAGCUAAGCGCCAUAAUUUUUUUCGUAUAUUUUUCGUACCAAAAUUCAUUUUUCGAUAACUUACCAUUUACGUAGAAAGUCAAAGAACACUUGCUUGCUUUCGUUUGCCAUUUGAGCUACCAAAACAUAAUAGAUAUUAGAGUUCCUGAUGAUACAUUGGAUGUUAAAGCGAUGUUAGAUAAAGUACCUCAAAAUGGCGCUUGGUCCUCUUUGGCUUAACACAGGCCAAUUGUAGCCUAGCCUAAAAAUGCAAAGUUUUUAUCGAAGUGAUAUUGUACAGUCGGUUUGAGCUGCAACUAAUGCUCAAACACGUGUAGUGCGAUAAGUUAUGUUAGUGCAAUAUUGAACGAAAUAUAAAAAGCAAUUUAUUUUUUGUCGAA
Topomyia yanbarensis is the source of this 1807-nucleotide messenger RNA. Its product is annotated as solute carrier family 25 member 35-like. The record is from RefSeq and is a predicted model, not a curated record. Bases 406 to 1308 code for a protein of 300 amino acids. NCBI's taxonomy places the organism in Eukaryota, Metazoa, Arthropoda, Insecta, Diptera, Culicidae. The transcript is spliced from 3 exons.